AUGAUCACUGCACGACAGGCUGCUUAUUCGGCCAUCGGGCUAUCAUCGAUAUGCGUCCUUAUGACCGUACUAUACAUGCCGAUCUUCAUUUCCAAGGUACAAUCCAUUCAGGACCGACUUUCGAGAAACAUGGAGGAUUUCGACAUAAUGGAGAAAACAACCUGGAGCCAUCUCAAAGAGGCAAGAGGUGAGAUUCCUGUACGGACAGUCUCCAAACGGCAAGUGGAAAUAUGCGAAUGCCAAGAGACGAAUCCUUGCCCACCAGGAGAAAAAGGACGUCCAGGAUUCGACGGUAUGAACGGUACACCCGGUGAGCCAGGAAUGCCCGGUGCACCUGGAUUACCAGGAAUCGUACCCCCGUCUGAGGCAACAAGUACCAGUGAUUGUCGCAUGUGCCCACCAGGUUUACAAGGGCCACCAGGCUACCCCGGCCAGCCUGGUCCACAAGGGCAACCUGGUGAGCCUGGAUCACCAGGAAUAGACGGCCGUCCUGGACAAGAAGGUCCUCACGGUCCACCUGGACCGAUGGGUCCAGCAGGCGAAGGAGGCAAUGAUGGAGAACCUGGUUCACCAGGCCAACCUGGCAUACAAGGCGCAAAAGGUCCUACAGGACCUCCGGGUGACAUUGGACCAGUUGGCCACCCAGGUAAUCCUGGACAUCCUGGACCACCAGGGCAACCGGGACCUGUUGGUGCACCUGGAAAACAAGGACUAGAUGGAGAAGCUGGUAUGUCUGGAUACUUUGGCGGUAUUGGAAAGCCCGGUGAGCCAGGACUACCAGGAACAGACGCUAGCUAUUGUCGUUGCCCAGGUCGACGUAAAAAUGGCCAUGUAUUCGCAAGAUUCAGUUGA
This is a messenger RNA of Haemonchus placei, 852 nucleotides long. Lineage: Eukaryota; Metazoa; Nematoda; Chromadorea; Rhabditida; Trichostrongylidae. The record is from the annotation of a GenBank genome assembly.